Molecule: messenger RNA, 3969 nt
Organism: Moneuplotes crassus
Lineage: Eukaryota; Ciliophora; Spirotrichea; Euplotida; Euplotidae
Source: the annotation of a GenBank genome assembly
AUGGAAGAUAUCAAGGAAGAAGAAGAGAUUUGACUUAAAAAUAAUAACGAAGAGAUACUUAGGCAGAGCCAUCCAGGUGAAUACAACGGAAACCUAAAAUUCCAAUCUAAGAUCAUUAUCAUCAAGGAAGUUGAGAACUUACUGAAAAGUAUCCAGAAGAAGAAAGGCAUUGAUUACUUGAACCUGUUCAAUAUAUGAAGCCCUUAUUUUGUAGUCACCAUUUUGUUCAGUUUCUUCCUGUUUUAUACACUAAAUGUGACAGAUAUUAUCUGAGCUCUCAGUUUAUUCUUUAUUUUAAUCUGAAUGAUAUUCCUCCAAUACAAACGCAAGAAGUACAAAGCGGAUACUUAUGAGAUCAAACUUAGAGAAAUCUUAGAGGUGUAUAAAUAAAAACACUGAUUCAGAAGAGGAAGAAGAUAAAGAUAGCCAGAAGAAUCGACUACAUAAAAAGACUUAUGACUCUCUCAGUUAUUGUUUUACGCAAGUGCUAAGGAGGAAAAACAAGAAGAACUCUUUCCAGUCUACCCCAAAUGUCUUGUUGGCUAAGGGAGAUGUUAUUAGAAUUUUACCUGGAAAUAAAGCUCCCGCUAAAAUGCAAAGUUUGAGUGAGCCAAAUUUCCAACUUGAAAAAGGUGAACUUUUAAAAUCGAAAAAUGAAAACAUUCCAGAAAAUGCAAACUUGAAGGAAUAUUUCACAGAAGAAUUAGGCUUUAAGAAGUUUAAAGUAUUGGAAACCCCAAUCGUAAAUGAGAUCAAAACAUUAUUAAGAAAUAUAGAGGAAGAGGAGGAUAGCAAGCCUUUACUCAUCGACCAAAGGAAGAUGCUUUACUGGAAGACAAUAAAUAUCAUCCUUUUCCUUACCCUUAUUUGUUCUGUGAGCCUAUCAAUAACCUGGAUAGUUCUUGAAAAUGUUAACUUUGCUGAGAUUCUAUCUCACCCAGUCUACAUGAUGAUUUGUUUAACCUACAUUUGUGUCCCAUCAUUACUGAAAUUCAUGGAUGCUUGGUGCAAUUCAUUAUUGCUCUCCUUAUCAGAGAAGCUGCAGAAGGCUGACUAUAACAAGCAGUUUAGGACAAAUUACUUCCAAUUCUUGCAAAAGAAGGAGCGAAAGAAGAAAAAGAUGGAUCUUGAUGAAAAAGAAGGCCACAAGGAUAAAAAGAAAAUCAAAAAGAACCAAAAGUCAAGGACUCAUAUUAAGGGAUUUACCAAGGUCGAUACUUAUUACGAGGAAUUUAAUUUUAGCUACUGGGCCAUUAAGGAUAAUUGGAGGAGAUUUAAGAAAAUGCUACUCCAAGGAGUCGCUAAGAAGGAAGAUUAUGUAGGAAUCUUGUCCUAUGCAACAAUACUUGCAUUUACAGAUCUGGAAGGGAUCAUUAGUGAAAAUGAGAGAUACGCAAAUGAACUUGCUGUGUUUGAUCAGUAUGGCAAGAAAGUAGUUAUUGAUCUCCUCCAUGAUCCGUAUGUUGAAUUUGAGCAGGAUAUUUAUGUAUUUGAAAAGAAAACUUCUGAGACAACAAAAUAUAAUGCUCUCAAGAAAGCAUUGGCUAUUUGUAUGGGAAACGCUCAAAAUCCUGAAAGAGGAAAUAAAUAUGAAUACUUAAAACCUAUCUUCAAGCUCCCAUCUAGCUUAAAGAAGAAAGUAGAGCAGAAUUCAGAUGAAUAUUUUUUACAUAGAUUUAACAAAAAUGAAAUCACGCCCCAUUUAGACUGAAUGUGUUCUCUAUCUUUCAGGCUAGGGCUGAAUCCUGAUGAGAGGAAGAACUUAUUCCCAACAUUUUCAUUUUGGGAUAUUAAGAACAGGGAUGAAUGCAACUUGGACCAGAGACAAAGAGAAGUUGAAAUUGGCUAUAAAGAUGACAACGAUACUGAAAGCCAUAAUGCUGUAAAAUCAAACAAGGUUAGAAGAAAAAGCGUCAGAGGCAAAAACGGCAAACAACUUUUUGACAUUGAAUCUGUCUCACAAUAUGCCAGUGAUGGACAGCUUUCUAUGAGAAGUAGUAAUAAUGAUCUGAUGAAGGAUGUUGAGGAAAUAAAGAAGGAGCAUAGCGCAGCUGAAAUUGCUAAUAACCACUUUGCAGAAAUGAGAAAAAGAAAACAAUAUGUAAAAGAGCAAGCUAAAGUCCAUCAUAUUGUCUCAACGAUAUGUAAAGAUCUUCAGGUGCGCCAAUUUGAUGAUUCCAAUAAAAGUUCUGGGAUAAAAUAUCAUUUAUUUUCUAGAGGCGAUCCUCAUAUGCUUCUACAGUUUUGAGGCGAUUACUGGAAUGGUAACUCAGUGUCUCCUAUUUCACAUAAUAAUCGAGCGAAUAUCUUCCAAGCAGUAAAGGAUAUUGCGAGACAAUGGAGCCUAAACGAUCUAGAUGCUGUUGGGUUUGCUUACAAACCUGCUAUUCCUUCAAUCUAUGAAUAUGUUGAAUCAAGAGGGUAUGAAAAGGCAUCAUCAAAAAGCGAUAUUGAACUUCUCCAAAAACAGCAGAACAACCAAAUCUUCCUAGGAAUGGUUGGAAUUAAAGAACACAGCAAAAGAGAAAUCAAUGAAAUAUUCAAAAGUUUUGGGAAUGAAGGAGCUGGAAUCAGAUGAGUCAUGUUUUGUAAAGAAGGGCCUAUAGAGACUAAGAAUUUAGGAAGUGAAAUAGGAUUGAAUACUGACUGGAACACUUGUAUCUCACUUUCAGAUGAUUCGAUGAAUGAGCUUAUCAACCAAGAAGGCAAUCUCGUGCUGCCCUAUGGAAUCAAAGGAAUAAGAGAACAUCUCAAGACAGUUGAUCAGAUUCCUUUACAAGUUCCUAUGUUCUGAGACUCUACACCUGAUAAUAUUACAGAAAUGAUCAAAAUGUAUCAAGAGAAUGGGGAAGUUGUAGUCUGUAUUGGGAAUGUGUUUAACAUCGAGAAUAUUAAAAUUUUCCACCAAGCAGAUCUCUCAAUAGGAAUGAUGGUGGCCCCUUCUCAAAGAUGUAUUGGAUGUAAAGGAUUAUGAAGAGGCUUUACUGCUAUGAGAACCUACACCCCAAACAAAUUGGAAAAUCUUGCCUUUAGUCUGAACAGUCUUCCUUGUGCAUUCAAUUAUAGUGCUAAUACGAAUAUUUAUAGUCUUUAUACAUUAUUUAGAGAGUCUAGAAGGCUGAAAAAUGGGCAACAGCAGUGUUUACUUAUGACAGUUUUUCUUUACAUGAUGAUACUUGGAAGUAAACUGGUUGAUAUCAGCCUUGGGUUACCAUCCAACAUGAGUAACUUUAUGACUCUUAUUAUUUGUUUCAUAUGUAUUCCUUUACUGGCACUAACUUUCUUGUUCCGACCAAUGAGUAACAAUAUUAUGAAGAGGCAUUCUAUCAACAGAAGGUAUUCUCAUUUUGUGCAGUAUUAUAAGAAAAUGGUUAGGUUUUAUAUUAUCAAGAUUAUUAUCAGCUUUUUAAUCAUUGAGAUAGCAUAUCUUCUUAAUUAUUACUUCAUGCUUAAAAGAUACGCUGAGAAGUUCCCAGACCAGAUGAACGGGCUUAAGGAUGUAGGAUUCAGUGACCUUGAACACAUUCUAUGGGGAUCUUUAUAUAAACUUAGAGAUGAACAUCAGUACUGGGAUCAUAAAGUACAAGUCAAUCAGAUCUUUAUGACAUUUUAUAUUGGUGUAAUCUGAUUGAUCCUUGCUCCGGGCUUCGAACAUGAAAGAUACUCUGUAUGCAAAAGAAGAAAAAUUUUGUGUAAAAACAAUGUAUUCGUGGUGCUCAUGGUUAUACAGAGUGUCCUCUUAUUUGCUUAUUUUUUUAUCGGAACUUGUCUGGUGAAUACCAGUGAUAUCUAUUUCCCUCAUUAUUUUUACUGGAUUAUACUUGUUAUACAUUCUUCGUUGUUGAUUGGACUUGAAGAGGUUACAAAGAGGAUUAUUAGAGUUCAACAUGACAAGGAUCAGACUAGACUAGGAUUCUUUUAUGAAAUUAAACUAGGCAUGUAUUCACCUAAAUAAGAGAUUCAAUUAAA